Molecule: messenger RNA, 438 nt
Organism: Rotaria socialis
Lineage: Eukaryota; Metazoa; Rotifera; Eurotatoria; Philodinida; Philodinidae
Source: the annotation of a GenBank genome assembly
AUGAUUUUAAUAAAUAUAUUUUUAGUGACCGAUGUUCUAUCAUCAUUAUUUAAUGAUAAUCAAAUAGCCGAAAUCCCCAUGAGUGAAUGUAAAAUAUGUUUCAAAGUACUAUCAGUCGAGCCUUUAUUGUGUUGUUCUUCAUCAAUAUGUUCAAAAUGUGUUUAUCAUUACUUCACAACAAACAUAAACGAAACUCGUAUUCGUAUAACAUGUCCAUCAUGUCCACAUAUAUUUACUCGUAAAGAAAUUUUAUCACUAUUAUCUAAUUAUGAUCAUAAUGGAAAUAUAAGUGAACGUUAUAAACGUUUUUAUGCUGAUAUAAAUCGUGAAGCACAUAUAAAAACAUGUCCUCGGUGUUGUUCAAUUAAACAAAUUGAUAAACGUUUAUUUGAAGGAAUUCGAUGGAAAAAAAACGAUUCCACGAAAAGUUCUUUGUAG